This is a messenger RNA of Diabrotica balteata, 2967 nucleotides long. Lineage: Eukaryota; Metazoa; Arthropoda; Insecta; Coleoptera; Chrysomelidae. The record is from the annotation of a GenBank genome assembly.
GACACAUGACAUAUGUGGCCGUUAUAUACAAAACUUUUUGAACUAAUUGUGUUGUUUUUUAGUUAGUAUUCAGGUUUUUACUUUUUACAUUGGUUUUUGUAGUUUGGUUCCAUAAAUUAUAGACUAUUUUCAGAAGUUUACAAUCCUUUGUGUGUGGACAAACAUGUCGAGUAUGACGCAAAAAAGAAAAACUCCUCAGCACUUACAAAAUGUGAAAGUGGUAGUAAGAAUUAGGCCUUUAAGUAAACAAGAGGAGGAUCAAAAUGUAAAGAGUGUUAUAACGACUCAUACUCACAGAGAAUUAGUUCUUAAGGAGAAAAAGUAUAGUUUUGACAGAGUUUUCAAAUCAACAGCUACACAAAUUGAAUUAUAUUUGCACGUUAUUGCCCCUUUGAUUCAAGAUGUGAUUGAAGGAUAUAAUUGUACUGUGUUUGCAUAUGGACAAACUGGUACUGGAAAAACUUAUACUAUGACUGGAGAUAAAUGCAAUCUAGUUGGAAAUUGGAGGGAGGAUAUACAUGCAGGUGUAAUUCCCAGAGCAGCUUUUCAUAUUUUUCAUGAACUUGACAAAUUGUCCAAUGUAGAUGUAAAUGUUAAAGUUUCAUACAUUGAAUUAUAUAAUGAAGAGAUUAGAGAUCUAUUAAGUGACAAUGAGAAUAUUUUACAGAUGUACAGCGACAACAAGGGAGCAGUAACAAUUCAUGGCUUGACAGAAAUUUCUGUCCACAAUGGCGAAGGUAUUUGUAAAUAUUUGCAACGAGGUAUUUUUAAGAGACAAAUAGCUCCAACACUCAUGAAUCAUCAGAGUUCAAGAUCUCAUACAGUCUUCACAAUUUCAAUAAAUACCAGAGAAACCACUAUAUGUGGCGAUGACAUUUUAAAAGCCGGAAAAAUAAAUCUAGUAGAUCUAGCUGGUAGCGAAAAUAUAGCGAAAUCAGGAUGUAAAGAAAUAAGAGCUGUGGAACUUGCAAAUAUAAAUAAAUCGCUGUUGACCCUUGGACGAGUUAUACAUGCCUUAGCUGACAAAUCUAAUAAACAUGUACCCUAUAGGGACUCAAAAUUGACGAGAAUCCUGCAGGAUUCUCUAGGAGGACACACAAAGACUGCUAUAAUUGCCACAGUAUCCCCAGCGUUAAAUUCACAUGAGGAGACCUCAAGUACUCUAGAAUAUGCUUCCAGGGCCCGAGAUAUUAAAAAUACUCCUACAGUGAAUGAAAAAAUGACAAAGAAUGAGGUGAUUGAAGGUUUAGUAAAGGAGAUUGAUAAAUUACAGAAAGAUUUGGACGCUGCAAGAUCAGGAACAGGCUUUUAUGUCAACAAGGAGAACUAUGAAAAAAUGAUAGACGCUAUUGUAGCAGUAACAGGAGAACAUAUCACACCAGAUGAGUUGAUGGACAGGAAAGCAGAGAGAAUUAAAAGCUUAGAGGAUCGUUUAUAUUCCAGGAUGAGGGAAUUCGAUGAAACUGUAGAACAAUGCAAAAAACACAAGGAAGAGUUAGAAAACGCGAUGGCCAUGAUAAAAGAUAAAGACAAUAUACUCGAACAAGAAAAAUUUCUCUCAAAAUGGUUCGAAGAUCAAACCAGCGAAAAAUUAGAAGAGGCGCAAAAGCUACUCUCGGCAACCAAAACUUUGCACAGCGAAAAAGAAAUAUUGUUGGCUAAACUGGAACAUCAAUUUAACAUAAAUGUUUCUAAUCAAAAACUUACGCACACUGCAGUUUCAAAUGCCGUAUCUAUGUUAGACGAAUUUGGAAGUCAGGAGUCUAAACGAAUCAAACUAUCUGAAAAGAAAGUCAAAGAGCAAGUUGAAAAAAACGUUCUUGAGUUGCAGAGAAAUUUCCAUGAUACUUCCAACUCGAUUAAGAAGUUACGGGAGGAUUGUGAGACCAGAAUACGAGAAUACAAAAAUGGGUUUUCCAUCAAAAAGACCAUAUCAGUGAAAUCGAAAUAUUACCUAGAUACAAUGAGGGAAAAAACUAGAGUCGUAGAAGAUGUUCUAUCCCAAUAUGCACAACAACUGGAUUUGGUUAAAUCGGAGGUUCCUAAGAUGGAAGAAAGCUACAGACAAAACUCAAUAAAAUAUUUUGAUGAAGCAUUGACGUUAAUUAAAUUAUCCGACGAUAUAACUAGCCGUAUAAAUUCCGAACAAACUAGAAGACAUCACGAGAAUCUUGAUCACACAGAAAAAACAUUGACAGAAAGGAUAAAAGAAAAUGAAUCUUUAAUAGCUCUAUUACAGAAGAGAAUAAACGAAGACAGUAUUACAUUAAAAAGAAUUCAAGUAGAUAGAGACAGUGUUGCUAAUGCUGAAGAGAGGACGAGAGAAUGUCUUUUAGAAAGGGCCAAUAAUCUGGAAAAAUUAUCAAAAGAAGCACUAGAAGGGCUGCAGAGCUGUUACCAGCUACCUAAGUUAAUUGCAAUACAAAAUGCCAAAAUACAAGAGCUACAGGCUGUGAUACAAGAAUUUGAAAACAAAUUGAAUGAGAUUUCUUCGGUUCUAAAUAAAAAACAUGAAGAAAUUACAGAAUACACAAUAGAGACGUUUAAUACAUCAAUAUCAAACACCUGCAAAAGUAUAGAAGAAGCGAUGGAUGAAAAAAUUAAAAAUUUGUUAAAUAGUGUAGAUAUGGUGGUAGGAAAAACUGAUACAGUGGAUUCGUUCACAAAGUUCAUCUGUCAUAUGAAAGAAGUGCUCGUCCAACAAAUACUAGACAAAAACGUUAAAGCAAAACACGUAGGCGAUACUCCCGUCCGACAAUCCACGAGUUACCCCCUCAGAAUAAAAGAAGUGGCUCCUCGAGAGGCUCUCAUAGAAAAGUUUAAACAAUCGACGGAACAGAAAAUGGAAGAAAGCGAUAUAGAUUAUUGAACAUAAUCAGUGAAAACGUAUGAUACUAUUUAUUGCUUGUUUUAUAUUCACACACAGUGAUUUUUUAAUUUUUUUUAAUAGAAAAAAUAUGUUCGCCU